Molecule: messenger RNA, 4669 nt
Organism: Felis catus (domestic cat)
Lineage: Eukaryota; Metazoa; Chordata; Mammalia; Carnivora; Felidae
Gene: AXL
Product: AXL receptor tyrosine kinase
Exons: 20
Coding region: 466-3129 (887 amino acids)
Biological process (GO): natural killer cell differentiation; cell migration; nervous system development
Cellular component (GO): signaling receptor complex
Molecular function (GO): transmembrane receptor protein tyrosine kinase activity; ATP binding; protein binding
Source: RefSeq, a predicted model, not a curated record
GAGAGAGUCCAGAGGGACAUCGCCCAGAGCCAGGAUAGCGAGCUUAGCCUCUCUGCCUCGCUGGCCCAGGAUUAAGGGUCCAUCCAUCGGGGCCCCUUCCCCCUCCUCAGCCUCGCUCCGCUCCGGGGCCCCUUUAAGACAGGGCUGGUCCUCUCCUCCCCGGGUUAACCCCUCCAAGCCCAGGUGGCCCCCUGGGCUCCGUCCUGUGGGCGGAGGCAGAGGGGGAGCCAGGGGCGGGGAAAGGGUUGCCCGAAGUCUGGGAGGGAGAGUAGGAGGCAGGGGAGCAGGGGAGGCGGCCGCUGAGCAGAGCCGGCAAGGGGCCCUCCGUGGCAGGCAGGCAGUGCCAAAUCCGGGGAGCCCGGAGCUGGGGGGAGGGCUGGGGACAGCCCGGCCCUGCCCCCACCCCCACGGCGUGCCCGGCAACUUCUGAGGAAAGUUUGGCAUCGUUCGAGUGGUGCCCCGAGGAUGGGCAGGGUCCUGCUGGCCUGGUGCUGGGCGCUGUGCUGCUGGGGGUGCGUGGCCCCCAAGGGCACACAGGCUGAGGCAGACCCUUUCGUGGAGAGUCCAAGGAACAUCACCGGUGCCCGGGGACUUGUGGGGACCCUUCGGUGUGAGCUCAAGGUUCAGGGGGAGCCCCCUGAGGUGACCUGGCUUCGGGAUGGACAGGUGUUAGAGCUGGCCGACAGUACCCAGAUGCAGGUGCCCCUGGGCGAAGACGGGGAGGAUGAAUGGAAAGUGGUCAGCCAACUCAGAAUCUCAUCCCUGCAGCUCUCGGACGCGGGGUGGUACCAGUGUGCCGUGAACCUGGGAGGAAAGACCUUCCUGUCCCAGCCUGGCUAUGUUGGGCUGGAGGGCCUGCCUUACUUCCUGGAGGAGCCGGAGGACAGGGCCAUGGCCGCCAAUACCCCCUUCAACCUGAGCUGCUGGGCCCAGGGACCCCCAGAGCCCGUGGACCUACUCUGGCUCCAGGAUGCUGUCCCCCUGACUCCAGUCAUGGGCCGUGGCCCCCAGCAUACACUGCGCAUCCGAGGCUUGAACAAGACGUCUUCUUUCUCCUGUGAAGCCCACAAUGCCAAGGGGGUCACCACAUCCCGCACAGCCACCAUCACAGUGCUCCCCCAGAGGCCCCACAACCUCCACCUGGCUUCCCGUCAGCCCACAGAGCUGGAGGUGGCUUGGACCCCAGGCCUGAGCGGCAUCUACCCCCUCACGCACUGUACCCUGCAGGCUGUGCUGUCAGACGAUGGGGUGGGUGUCUGGCUGGGAGAGCCAGACCCCCCCAAAGAACCUAUCACCUUGCAAGCAUCCGUCCCCCCUCACCAACUUCGGCUGGGUGGCCUCCACCCUCACACUCCUUACCACAUCCGGGUGGCCUGUACCAGUAGCCAGGGCCCCUCGCCCUGGACCCACUGGCUUCCUGUGGAGACACCGGAGGGAGUACCCCUGGGCCCCCCUGAGAACGUUAGUGCCAUGCGGAAUGGGAGCCAAGCCCUCGUGCGUUGGCGGGAGCCAAGGGCACCCCUGCAGGGCACCCUGUUAGGGUACCGGCUGGCCUAUCGAGGCCAGGACACUCCGGAGGUGCUAAUGGACAUAGGGCUAAAGAGAGAGGUGACCCUGGAGCUGCAGGGGGAUGGGACUGUGCCCAACCUGACCGUGUGUGUGGCAGCCUACACCGCUGCUGGGGAUGGGCCCUGGAGCCACCCUGUGCCCCUGGAGUCCUGGCGCCCAGGGCAAGGACAACCAAUCCACCUGCUAGUGAGUGAGCCCCCAGCCCCUGCCUUCUCAUGGCCCUGGUGGUAUGUACUGCUGGGAGCAGUUGUGGCCGCUGGCUGUGUCUUCAUCUUGGCCCUGUUCCUCGUCCACCGACGGAAGAAGGAGACCCGCUAUGGAGAGGUGUUUGAACCAACAGUGGAGAGGGGUGAACUGGUGGUCAGGUACCGUGUUCGCAAGUCCUACAGCCGCCGGACCACUGAAGCCACCUUGAACAGCCUGGGCAUCAAUGAAGAGCUGAAGGAGAAGCUUCGGGAUGUGAUGGUGGACCGUCAUAAGGUGGCCCUGGGGAAGACCCUGGGAGAAGGAGAAUUCGGAGCUGUGAUGGAGGGCCAGCUCAACCAGGAUGACUCCAUCCUCAAGGUGGCUGUGAAGACAAUGAAGAUUGCCAUCUGCACAAGAUCCGAGCUGGAGGAUUUCCUGAGUGAAGCCGUCUGCAUGAAGGAAUUCGAUCACCCCAACGUCAUGAGGCUCAUUGGUGUCUGUUUCCAGGGUUCUGAACGAGAGGGCUUCCCGGCACCUGUGGUCAUCUUACCUUUCAUGAAACAUGGAGACCUGCACAGUUUCCUCCUCUACUCCCGGCUCGGGGACCAGCCAGUGUUCCUGCCCACUCAGAUGCUGGUGAAGUUCAUGGCAGACAUUGCCAGUGGCAUGGAGUAUCUGAGUACCAAGAGAUUCAUACACCGAGACCUGGCUGCCAGAAACUGCAUGCUGAACGAGAACAUGUCCGUGUGUGUGGCGGACUUUGGGCUCUCUAAGAAAAUCUACAAUGGGGACUACUACCGGCAGGGACGCAUCGCCAAGAUGCCAGUCAAGUGGAUCGCCAUCGAGAGCCUAGCUGACCGGGUCUACACCAGCAAGAGUGAUGUGUGGUCCUUUGGAGUGACGAUGUGGGAGAUUGCCACGCGAGGCCAAACCCCAUAUCCAGGAGUGGAGAACAGCGAGAUUUACGACUACCUGUGCCAGGGAAACCGCCUGAAACAGCCUGUGGACUGUCUGGAUGGACUGUAUGCCCUGAUGUCCCGGUGCUGGGAGCUAAACCCCCGGGACCGGCCGAGCUUCUCAGAACUUCGGGAGGAUCUGGAGAACACCCUGAAGGCCCUGCCCCCUGCCCAGGAGCCCGACGAGAUCCUCUAUGUCAACAUGGAUGAGGGUGGGGGGCAUCCUGAACCACUUGGAGCUGCUGGAGGAGCUGACCCCCUAACCCAGCCUGACCCUAAGGAUUCUUGCAGUUGCCUCACCGCGGCUGAGGUCCAUCCUGCUGGACGCUAUGUCCUCUGCCCUUCUACCGCCCCCGGCCCUACUCUGCCCACGGAAAGGAGCUCCCCAGCUCCCCCAGGGCAGGAGGAUGGAGCCUAAGACAACCCUCUACCUGGGACUCCCUCUCAGGACCCAAGCUAGGCACUGCCACUGGGGGAGCCUACCCUAUCAACUAUUUCUCCAUUCCAGGCCUCACCCCAAACUACAGCCUUCUCUUCCUACCUAUUCCACUUCCAUCCCAGACAGAUCCUUUCCUUUUUCCAUGCCUUAGAGUCCCCAUGUGUAAAAGGAAGGGGUUGUACCGCAAUCCCUAAGGAUCCUUCCAGGUCUGACAUUCCACGAUUCUAGAUUCUAAGGUUUAAAGAGUCUAGAUUCGAAGGUUCUAGGUUUCAAAGAUGCUAUUAGUCUUUGGCUCUAAGGACCUAAAAUCCCAAAGUCUCUAAUUCUAAAGUGCUAAGUUUCUAGACAUGGAAGUUGCAAGGUCUAUAUUCCAAGGCUCUGAGAGCCCAUGGCUCUAGAUUUUUCUGGUUCUAGGAUUCUUCAUAAAGCCCACAAGAUUUUGGGUUCUAAGCUCUAAGAUUCUAGUUUUAGGAUCCAAGGUUCUGUGAUCCUAGACUUUAUUUUUCUAGGGUUCUGAAUUCUUAGGGUAUAAGAUUCUAGAUUCUACAAUUCUAGACCUGGAGGUUCUAAGGCCUAAUGUUCUAAAAUCUGAUGUUCUAAGCCUCCUAGACUGUAAAUUCUCUGGCUUAUCAGACUCUACAUCAUAAGGCUUCCAGAUUUUAUCUUCUCAAGUUCAAAGCUUCUAAUAAUGGUUAAUUAUAAGUUUUAAGGCUUCAUGAUCCUUGAAACUCUUAUGAGAUUCUGGAUCCUAAAUAUCUAAGGUUAAAAUGUGCAAUUCAAAAGUUCUAAGAGUCUAAAGAUGGAGGUUCAAAGGUCUAAUGUUCUAAGAUGUGAUGUUCUAAGACUUAGUCUAAGAACCUAGAUUCUCUGUGUCUAAGAUUCUAGACCAUAUGCUUCAAGAUUCUAGAUUAUUAAACUCAAAGAUUCUAAUGUUGUUCUGUUCUAUGUUCCAAGGUACUCUAGAGUCUAUUGGUCCAAGAUUCUGGACCCUCAGCACUAAGGUAUAAAACUCUAUAGUUAGUUGUGGCUAGCUAGAUACCAAAGUUUUAAUCAUUUCUAAUGACAUUCUAAUCAUUUAAUACCUUUAGGUUCAAUGCUGCAUUCCACCUUUCUAGGGUUUUAGUUGAGGGUCCAAGAAUCCACAGUUCUAAAUCUUAAGUUCCUAGGCACUGUAGUUCUAAGAUUCAAACGUUGUAGUUGUAAGAUUCAAAAGUUCAAAGAUUCUAAAGGUGUACUGGUCUAGAAUUCCAAGGUAUGAUUCCAAGAUUCUAAUCUUACAGUAUUCUUCUGUGCGACUCUCCCUUUCUUAGCCACCUCUGCUUCCUCCUCCCCUCAUGUGGGGGCAUGCCUCCCCUCAAGCCUGUGCAAUGCAUUAGGGAUGCCUCCUUUCCCCAGGAGACAAUUUCCCUCCUUUUGGGCCAUGCUGCCCCCCUGAGCCAAUCCCUCAAGCCUCCUGUACAGAGGUGUGGACUCUGGUGCCUCCAGAGGGGCUCAGAUCACAUAAAACUUUAUAACCACA